AUGAAGCGAUCGAAGGAAAACCGAAAAAAAUCGAAGGAAAAACGGACCGUCUAUAAGAAAAUCGUAGACGGAAUGGAGUUGGAGACUCUCUACCAGCGGUACUGCGUCCGAUUAAAACACGCCCUCUACCUGUCCUGCUUGACAGUAGCCAGUAUUACCAGCGCAGCGGUACUGAUCACCAUAUGCGUACUGCAAGUGCACGACACCGACAGCAACCUGCUCUCCAUCACCGCCAUGGGCGUCCUGACGCCCGGCCUCGUCCUCAUCCUGCUCGCCAGCCACUUCCCGCCCGUCCUCGAAUCGGACGCCUGGGCGCUCAUCUCAUCGCUGGCGACGACGGCCGGCGUCGCGACGGCCAUGCUCCUGCUGGCCGGCCGCCACGCGCCCCUUCCGCUCUUCGCCCUCCUGCUGGCCCUCCACACGAUGAUGCCCCUCAGCAGGGCCGUCGCCCUCGCGCUCGCCACCAUCGUCACCGUCGCCCAUCUGGCCACAUCCAUAGCCUACGGGAUGAGGGACCUCGACUCCGUGCACUACCUGCAGUUGAUUCCCGAAGUGGUCCUGCUGGUAUCGGCCAGCUGCACCGGCUUGUACUACCGGCACAUGACCGAGGAGGCGCAUCGCAGGACCUUCGUGGGAACGAGGACCUGCAUCGAGUCCCGGGUGAAGCUGGAGUGCGAAAAGGAGCAACAGGAACAACUGCUUUUGAGCGUAAUACCCGCUUAUAUAGCCGCAGAGGUGAAGCGCAGCAUCAUGUUGAAGAUGGCCGACGCCUGUCAGGAGCAAUCGAACCGCAGCUUCCACGAGAUGUACGUGCAACGGCACAACAACGUUUCGAUACUCUACGCGGACAUCGUCAAUUUCACGCCGCUCUCCGAGCAACUGAGCGCCUCGGAUUUAGUGAAGACGCUCAACGAGCUCUUCGGCAGGUUCGAUCAAAUAGCCCAAGACAACCAAUGCAUGCGGAUCAAAAUACUGGGCGACUGCUACUACUGCGUGUCCGGUCUGCCGGUAUCGCGGCCCAAUCACGCCUACAACUGCGUCAACAUGGGCCUGCAGAUGAUCGAAGCCAUCAGGUUCGUGCGGGAGGCGACCGGCUUCGACGUGGACAUGAGGAUCGGCAUCCACACGGGCAACGUCCUGUGCGGCGUCCUGGGGCUCCGGAAGUGGCAGUUCGACGUGUGGAGCGACGACGUCACAUUGGCCAAUCACAUGGAGUCCGGCGGAAUAGCCGGACGCGUCCACGUGACGAGGGCCACGCUGAACCAAUUGGGCGAUAAAUUCCGAGUGGAGCCCGGAGAUGGGGCGUCCAGGGAGAGCUAUUUGUCCGAUCACAAAAUCGAAACGUUCCUGAUUGUACCGCCUAAGCGCGCCGAUAACGAAACCCAGAACGGCAACCUGCAACAGCGACUGUCCAACGUUUCGGAACGCGCGACCGCCAUCGGCGACGGCCGCCCGGGCGCCCCCCUUUCGGGCUCCGGUCCCGCCCGGACGAGGCCGUCGAGCAAGAUGACCAAGUACGUGGAGUGCUGGGGCGCCGACAAACCGUUCGCCAACAUAGCCGAGUCCACGUUGGCCAAAAACAUCGAACUAACGACAUUAGCCAUGAUUGAAUCCAACUUAUUGCCCAAUCGAACGACCUGCCUCGAAUGCAAAAAGUGGUGGAACAGCGAGGAACUCCACCCGGCCCUGUUGUGGUUCCAAAACAGGAAGCAGGAGACGGAGUUUCGCGGCCAACCCGAUGGGGAAUUUCGCUAUUACAUCGCCUGCGCCUCGUUCCUCUUCCUGGCCAUGUGCCUGAUGCAGCUGGCCACCAUACCCAGGAACAUCGUCCUCUUCGGUACCUUGGGCCCCACUCUAGUGGUACUUCUGAUCUUCGUCUACCUGUGCUGGUUGGACGGCUGUUGCGGCCCCCGCCCGCCCUCCGACACCCCCUCCGACGAGCCGGGGGCCUGCUCGCCCCCCGGCCAGAUCGUGGCUGAGAGCAGGUGUCUCAGACUGGCCAUAUUCCUGGUCUCGGUCACUCUGAUCUCGGCCUGCGCCGUGGUCACGCUGAUCGAUUACAAUCCGAUUGCACCGAUUCCUGUACCGAUCGCCAGUACCACAGUAUCACCGGAAAUAAUGGACGAGUACAAUUCGAGUUUCUACUGGAACGCAUCGACGAGAACACCCGAAGAUGUAGCGAUUGUAGUCGUACAAUACGUUCCUACGUACCUGUACAGUUCCGCGUUGGUGCUAGCCGCGAUUUCGGUGUUCCUGCGCAUGGGUUUCCUGCUCAAGCUGUCCAUCAUGGUACUAUCGGCCGUCUCCCACGUGGUCAUCUACAGUUACCUGGAGUUUUUCCAGGAGUACCACGACUACCACGACGACGAAUUUCCUGCUAUACCGUUCGAAGCCAAAACCGCUCUGGCUUUGGCGCUGAUCGUGAUAUUUUUCCACAUACUCGACAGGCAGAUAGAAUUCACGGCUCGAACGGACUACUUGUGGAAGGCCAAGCUCAAAGUCGAGCAGGACGAAGUGGAAACCAUGCGAGGAAUCAACAAAAUCCUUCUGGAGAACAUCCUGCCGGCCCACGUGGCCGAGCAUUUCCUCAACACGAGGGCCUCGGAGGAUCUCUACCACGAGCGGUACUCCUGCGUGGCGGUGAUGUUCGCCUCGAUACCCAACUACAAGGAGUUCUACGACGAGAGCGACGUCAACAAGCAGGGGCUCGAGUGCCUGCGCUUGCUCAACGAGAUCAUCUGCGAAUUCGACAAGUUGCUGUUGAAGCCGAAGUUCAGUUGCAUCGAGAAGAUCAAAACUAUCGGAAGUACCUACAUGUUGGCUUCGGGUUUGAGGCCCGGUAAAGAAGAGGAUAAUAACUUGGAUUUUUUGAAGGAGGCUAGCAGAAAAGAGGAACACAUCGUCACGGCGCUCGUCGAUUUCGCUGUUUUAUUAAUGUCCAGUUUGGAGCAAAUUAACCGAGAUGCAUUCCAAAGAUUCAAGUUGCGAGUCGGGCUGAACCACGGUCCGGUGAUAGCGGGCGUGGUGGGGGCGCAGAAGCCGCAGUACGACAUCUGGGGCAACACGGUGAACGUGGCGUCCAGGAUGGACUCCUGCGGACAGCUGGGCAGGAUCCAGACGACCGACGUCACCGCUCAGGUGCUGAUCAACGCGGGUCACAAGUGCGAUUGCAGGGGCCCCACCUACGUCAAGGGCAAGGGCACUCUGACCACCUAUUUCGUGAGGACGCCCUUCGACGAGAAGGACCUGUAA
Messenger RNA from Phyllotreta striolata, 3252 nucleotides. The record is from the annotation of a GenBank genome assembly. NCBI's taxonomy places the organism in Eukaryota, Metazoa, Arthropoda, Insecta, Coleoptera, Chrysomelidae.